AUGGAUGAAGAAAUGUAUGUUGAAUUGAUUAGAAGAAGUGGUGGAUUGGCCCUUUGGUGGAAGAAGGAUGUGACUAUUAACAAUUGGCAUUGCUCAAAGAACAUUAUCCAUACAAGUAUUCAUUCUGUUGUGCAUGAAGUACCUGAGUAUGUGACGUAUGUGUAUGGUGCACCACGGGCAGAAGAGAAGGAGGAGGUUUGGAGGAAGAUGAGAAGUAUUGCAAAUGGGGUGCAGGGUACUUGGCUAUGUAUGGGGGAUUUUAAUGAUCUGGUCUCUGUGUAUGAGAAGGAAGGGAAGUGGCCAGCGGAUAUUAGGAGAAUGAUGAGUUUUCAGAGCAUGUUAUCUGAUUGUGCUCUUUUGGAUUUGAAUUACUCUGGUGCCCGCUUCACGUGGUGCAAUCAAAUACUAGGGGAAGAUCAUGUGAAAGAAAGAAUUGAUAGGGUAGUGGGGAAUGUGGAAUUCAGAGGAAACUUUCAAUCAACUUUGGUGUUGCAUAGACUGGUCAAGGAGGAAGAAAGUGCAAGCCUUGAGGUAGCAGUCACGAAAGAAGAAAUUAAGAAAGCAGCAUUUCAGUUGGGGGGUGCAAAAGCACCAGGUCCAGAUGGUUUCUUUGGAAUGUUUUAUCAUUCUUCUUGGCCAGUUGUAGUUAAUGAGGUGACUGAUAUGGUUCUAGACUUUUUCAACAAUAAGGCUAGUUUGUCUGCUUUAAAUAAAACAAAUGUGGUGCUUAUUCCAAAGGUAGAAAAUGCUGGGUGUGUGGGGCCAUUUGGACCGAUUAGGUUAUGUAAUUUUGCUUAUAAAAUUGUGUCGAAAAUUCUAGCUAAUAGAAUGAGACCUAUACUGGCUCGAAUCAUUUCCCAGAAUCAAAGAGCUUUUGUUAAGGGAAGGUUGAUACAAGAUAAUAUCAUAGUGGCACAUGAAGCUUAUCUCUAUCUGAGAAACAAGAAAAAGGGUAGAAAAUAUGAAAUGGCAGUAAAAGUAGAUAUGAAUAAAGCAUAUGAUAGAUUAGAGUGGAAGUUUAUUAAAGAAGUCAUGAGGAAGAUGGGCUUCAGUGAGAAAUGGCUCAAAUGGAUAAUGGAUUGUGUGAGAUCUAUGAUGGUGAAUCUUGUGGUAGGAGGGAAAAAAAUUGCUGAAAUAGAAAUGAAGAGAGGAAUCCGCCAGGGUGACCCACUCUCCCCUUUACUAUUCAUCAUUGCAGCUGAUGCUUUGUCCUUAAUGGUGCAAUGGCAUGUUGAUAAGGGUUUGUUGAGAGGGAUUAAACUUGCGAAACAAUGCCCUCUCUCUCACUGUUUCUUUGCUGAUGAUUCACUCUUCUUUAUCAAUGCCAAAAGUAGUAACUGCAGAAGGUUAAUGGAAAUUUUUAAGGUGUACUCUGAAGCGUUUGGACAAACAAUCAAUCUGGACAAAUCUUGUAUCUUCUUUUCCAAGAAUACAGUUGAAAGGGUGAAAAAUGAAGUUUUUGAGGUUUUGAGAAUUAAAACUUCUGAUGAUCCUGGUAAAUAUUUGGGUCUGUCGAUACUGUGGGGCAAGUUAAAGGCAAAGGCUUUGAAGUUUGUGAAGAACAAGAUGAGCUCAAAGAUGCAGGGAUGGAAGCAAAGGUUGUUGACCUUUACAAGGAGAGAGAUCAUGGUAAAGACUGCUUGGAGGCUGCGCCAAGGACAGGAUGAGCUAUGGAGCAGGAUACUGAAAGGCCUCUAUUUUAAUGAUAAGGAUUUUAUGCAGGCUAAGAGAGAAAAUAAAGUGUCUUGGUGCUGGUCAAGCAUUCUAGAGAGUAGGGACUUGUUAAAGAAGAAGCUGGUUCGGAAGAUAAAUAAAAGGGAUAGAGUAAGCUUGUUUGAAGGUAGAUGGCUACUUGAUGCUAAUGAAUUUAAAUUGAGGCAAAGGGUGUUAUCUGAUGAGAUGAGUAAUAUGAAGGUGGUAGAUAUUAUUGUGGAUAGACAAUGGUGUUUUGAGAAGGUAGAGCAUUGGCUCUCAGAUGAAGAUAAGAAAUUGAUAGCCAAAGUUCGAAUCCCCUUUAUUGAGGAGGACGACAAAUAUGUGUGGAUGGGAAGCAAAGAUGGAGUGUAUUCUGUUAGAAGAGGAUAUAAAAUGGCUAGAGACUUAGCAAUGGACUCCAAUGAGGAUGUCCCGAGCUGCUCUUACAGAGUGAAUAAUAAGUUGUGGAACAGUCUUUGGAAAAUUAAAGCUCCUCCAAAAGUCAUCCAUUUUCUUUGGUGGGCUUUCAAUGAUGCUUUGGCUACAUCUGACGCUUUAUACAGAAGGAAAUGUGCCUGUAGCCCCAUGUGUGGAAUCUGCAAAUCACAGAUGGAAACAAUAGAGCAUGCGUUAUUCCUGUGCCCUUGGGCUAGGAUGUGUUGGUUUGGAUCCCCCUUGGCGCUGAUGUUUGAUGAAAGAGUCAUGAAGCCAAGCCAAGGUUCUGUAAAAAUUAAUGUGGAUGGUGCCUUUGAUGCAAAGGGUGGCUCUGCUGGUAUAGGUGUUAUUGGUAGAGAUAGAGAAGGAAAUUUUUUAAGGGGGGUAGGCUUAAAGGUUAAUGCCCGGUCUGCUUUUAUGGCUGAGUGUUGGGCCAUGCUGGAAGCGUUUAAGACUAAAGAUUUAUUUGGUGGAGACAUGUGCCUGGAGCUGGGAAGGGUUGACUGCAACUGGGUUUUGUCUUUGGUUUCACGUAAAGGCAAUAAUGCUGCUGAUAGAAUUGCAGCUUGGGCAAUGAGGGGUGUGGUACCGCAAGGGUGGAUUGACAUUCCACCACCCUCUCUAAGGUCAAUUCUGUUGCAGGACCUGGAAAGUGCUGGCAUUUCCUCGGCUGAUAGGGAAGGUACUUGA
Neltuma alba is the source of this 2820-nucleotide messenger RNA. RefSeq lists its product as uncharacterized. The transcript is spliced from 6 exons. The record is from RefSeq and is a predicted model, not a curated record. NCBI's taxonomy places the organism in Eukaryota, Viridiplantae, Streptophyta, Magnoliopsida, Fabales, Fabaceae. The coding region runs from base 1 to 2820 and encodes 939 amino acids. Gene Ontology annotation, molecular function: RNA-DNA hybrid ribonuclease activity; nucleic acid binding.